AGUGUUCACAAUCACAUUUCAUCAAACCAAAACAGCGAAGACGAUCAUUUCUCUGGCAUAGUAGACACUAGUGGGUGUCGCAUCACGAUCAUACAUACUACAAUGAGCGGGAGAGGGAAGACAAAAAAAAGUCCAGCCGGGCCCGCGCAAAGAGUCCAGCCGGGGCCAGAACCAGGGUGUGCCAAGAGUUUGGUUCGGGACAAGAAUGGUUCAAUUGGAGGUUGCCAUGCAAUGAUGGACACUAAGGAAAUGCAACAGAUUCCCGAGGAAAAUAAACCUAAGGAGCAUAAGCAGCCUAAGUGCACCACUGAGGGAAAGCCAACUGUGCCACCAGAGACCGGUUCAAGGAUUGUUGACUCAUAUCAGGAUAAGAUCCUGUUUACAACACUUGAUAAAUUAAAGAUUAAGAUGACACGUAAAUCGGAAUCAUCAAGAAUUGUCAAUGACGUGGUAAAGUGUAUAAGUGACCACAUGAAAAAGCGUACAGAAUGCUUCAAAGAUGUAAAUGUUCUGGGCACUGGAAGUUACUACGAAAAUCUAAAGAUUUCUGAUCCCGACGAAUUCGACGUGAUGUUUAAUUUUCCGGUGGAGCGGGUGGACAUUCGGCCAUUUGGAGACGAUGGAGCUUUUUAUAGCGUGGCAUUUAAACGGGGAAAACACUCUCUGGAUCGCUUCAAAAAUAGGGACAACACGGUAUCUGCGAGUGAAAUGCUGAAGGAGUUCAGAAACGAAGUUAUAACGUCUGUGAAGAAACAGAAAGACGUGUUGGUGGAGAAGAAGAAAAAGGGUUGCCCGGCGGUGACCUUAAUGCUAAACGGGACGGGAACUGUUCCCAUCUCACUGGACAUUGUUCUGGGACUACAGGUCAAUUCGAGUUGGCCCACUUUCACCCAGGGAGGCUUCAAAAUAGACACCUGGCUUGGGACCAAAGUGAAGAAAGAUCUAAAGACACAUUCAUACUACCUCGUUCCGAAGUAUGAGGGAAAGGGCACGGUGGAACUGGAAGGGGUCUGCGCCAAAGACUCUUGGCGCAUCUCAUUCUCGCAUGUGGAGAAGAGUAUCAUAACAAAUCAUGGCUCCCAGAAGACCUGUUGCGAGGCAAGCGGAAUUCGCUGCUGCAGGAAGGACUGUCUGAAGCUUCUGAAGCACCUGUUAAGCCUUUUGAAGGCAGAGGACCCUAGUCUGUCCAAGUUCUGUUCCUACCAUGCAAAGACCACCCUUCUGCACGCAUGCUGCUCCAGGACCAAGGACAGUGACUGGGAGGCGACGCAGCUGGGACCCUGCUUCCAGCAGCUGUUGAGAGACUUUGAGGGCCACCUGAAAGAUGGCAAGCUCCCCAACUUCUUCAUCCCCACACACAACCUGCUGGGCUCUGGCCACAACCGCAGGAGCUGCCUGAUCCUGGCCCAGUGUAUUGAGGAGCAGCGCAACAAAGGUUUCCCCAUCUUCAGCUAGUGAGUCGGGACUACCUCAAUCACUGCCCCCUUAGUGACUCACCCAGAGCCCCAAUAGACAUAAGUGGAGUAUAGCUGUGGUCCCAUGCUGUUAUCUAUGUUAAAAGCAAUGGCAUAGGCAGGAGGAAUUGAAGAGCAGAGGAGAAAGGAGUCAGAAGUUACCAUUUAAUUCAGAUCAGAACAGUUUUGAGUCUUCCCAGAGAUGAUACAUGGAGAAGAGCAGUUGGCUUUCAAAUUAUAAAAAGGUAAUUUAAACUGUCUGUAACACUAUGAAUUAUUCAAUAAAACAAAAAUGUGUAACACAAAAAAGGAUGAACGCUGGAGAUUCCAGAACUGAAGUUGCAAGUUGCUUCUUCCUCUCCUGAAAAAGUAAGAAACACAGAUUUGACAAUUGGCAAAAGGAUAUGGAUAUGAGCUGUCAGUGAGGAUUUUUUAACUGUUUAAAAAAAAUAAAACCCAGGAAAUCUUCCUACUAAGUACGUCAACACCAGCUAUAUUUGGUGUGACCACACUGUCAUAUUAUAGGACUCAAACGGUCUAACAGAGGGAAUGUGUGUGCGAUGUGAACGCACUGCAUGUUCUGUUUUCCCACAGCAUUUGUAUUUCUGUUCAGCUUUUUCCACCAAAAGCGGUUUCUUUGUUAAUGCAUUGGAAUUUAAGGCCUGAGGGCAGUGGUGUUUUCAGCUGAGUAUCAAUAAAUUGCAACGUGUAUGUGCCAAAUAUCCUACUUUUCAAUAAAAGGGAAUAAAUUGCAAA
Oncorhynchus mykiss (rainbow trout) is the source of this 2210-nucleotide messenger RNA. It is a transcript of the gene cgasa, whose product is annotated as cyclic GMP-AMP synthase a. Gene Ontology annotation, molecular function: chromatin binding; 2',3'-cyclic GMP-AMP synthase activity; double-stranded DNA binding. Gene Ontology annotation, biological process: DNA damage response; paracrine signaling; activation of innate immune response. Gene Ontology annotation, cellular component: site of double-strand break; cytosol; nucleus. NCBI's taxonomy places the organism in Eukaryota, Metazoa, Chordata, Actinopteri, Salmoniformes, Salmonidae. The record is from RefSeq and is a predicted model, not a curated record.